This is a messenger RNA of Striga asiatica, 345 nucleotides long. The record is from the annotation of a GenBank genome assembly. NCBI's taxonomy places the organism in Eukaryota, Viridiplantae, Streptophyta, Magnoliopsida, Lamiales, Orobanchaceae.
CUGCCACUGUUCAUCCCGCCGUCCGAUUCUACGUCGUCGGAGAAGAUCCUCGCUCAAGAAGAAGACGUCAUAUUGUGCAAUUUCAACCUGUACCGCGAGAUCAAAGAUGUCACCGAGCCCCGAAACUCAAAGUACAGAUCAGAGAGUCGCACGAGGGAGACGCACGAGAACCUGUCCGCGACGUUAACCAAAUACGGCGACGUUCUCUGUCAUGAAUGUGGCAGCGUUCAGGGAAAAGAUGAUUUGGCCAAUGGGGAUUCAGAAAAUUUCAUGACCAUUAUGAAAGAAGUGGAAAAAAUUCACCAAUAUGGUAAUAUCCUCUCGUCUGGCUUUUUGUGUGAGUAG